This is a messenger RNA of Pochonia chlamydosporia 170, 549 nucleotides long. Its product is annotated as hydrophobic surface binding protein A domain-containing protein. Gene Ontology annotation, cellular component: extracellular region. Lineage: Eukaryota; Fungi; Ascomycota; Sordariomycetes; Hypocreales; Clavicipitaceae. Bases 1 to 549 code for a protein of 182 amino acids. The transcript has a single exon. The record is from RefSeq and is a predicted model, not a curated record.
AUGAAGCUCUCUACGCCCUUCACCCUCUUCGCCGCCUUCUCUGGCGUGUGGUCUAUAGUCAUCCCAAGACACCUCCCUAUCGCUCAAGUCAUGACCGAUCUUACCAAAAGCAUACGACAACUAGACAAGGCUUUCAUAGACUUCAGGGACGACAAUGCCCACAUUGAACCCGUCAUUAAAGCCGCCGACCAUGUCAUCGCGACGAUCGGCAAUGGCCAAAAGGUAGCCGAUCAACUCGACCCGAUCGAAAUCAAGGACGCCAUUCCCCUUAUCAAACCCGUCCGGACCCUCAACAAGUGGGUCAAGAAGCUUCUCGGAGAUAUGAAGAUACGUAGGCUACAGAUCCAAACGGCCAAGGCGUGUACCAUCACGCACGAAAAAGUCCACGAACUCAACCACGGAUCUCAAAAGCUCAUUGACACUGUUCACGGGAAGCUCAAGGCCGCGUUGGCUAGAGCGGCGGCUAAGCCCUUUAUCGACGGUAUCAAGAAGCUGCUCGAGGAAUCCGAGGCAGCCUUCUCUGCAGAGAGAUGCGUCAACGAGGAUUAA